AUGCCUUCAAUAUUAGACACUGGUAUUGCAGGCAUUGAACCGCGAUCGGGAUUUGAAAUGGCGGUGGCUCGCGAUACGCUGGUGGCGGGCGAAAGGUCACGCAGUCAAGGACAUGAGGAGGAGGAGGAGGAGACGGUCUGGCAGUCUCCCCAAGAAGGAGACUGGAUAUUCACAACGGAGCGAGCACUUAGACGACGACCAUCCAAUACUUGGAUACCAGAACCGAUCCUACUUCCCCAAUUUAUCGUUAAAAUGCCUGGCGAAGCGUCGACCGAGGUGCCGCUUCACUAUGGUGGGAAGACAGAUGGAGAUCCCGCUCCUCCUAGUUCGCCUAUCCGAGCGUAUCACCAACCUCGAAUGGGAUCCUCUCCAGAGAUAGCUGCUCACGAGCCUUCCGGAUCAGAAGAUAUCAGAGGCGUUCUCAGACGUAGAGCAAGCAACCAAGCCCCUCCCCGUCGAUACUCGGGGGGAGAAUACGACGGUGCUCCUCCCAGCAUCUCCCAAGAUGGCGGUGCUAGACGACCCUUGAGAUCGAGAGACGAUGUGUUCCACCGCGAAGACGAGCGUGGCUUCUCGAGACGGGACGACUACCAUCAAGAUACGAUUGAGCGAUCCCGACCACCACGCACUUACCGUCAUUUCGACGCAUAUGAUAAGCCCCCUGGCUCGGCUUCAAAGCCCUACUUCGAGGACUUGGACCGUGAUGUCGAGCCUAACACUGGCUGGAGGGGGCACAGGAAGAGAGUUGGUGACGAGGAGAGUAUCGACGGGUAUAACUACGACGCCCACAGGAACCCGCGGACGGCUCUUAACUUCAAGACUCUGAGUCCGGAGGAGAAGGCCGAGGUGAUGCGGCUGCCAUGGACGCAGUGGAUGAACAGUGAAUUCAAGAAUCACUUUGUGGCAACGAUUGGCGAGUUCGUCGGCACGACCAUGUUCCUCUUCUUCGCCUUCGCCGGCACCCAGGUCGCCAACAUCCGGUCCGACUCGGCCGACAGCACCACGUCCGGCGGCGCCACGGGCUUCAACGUCGCCGUCUACCUCUACAUCUCCGUCAUCUUCGGCUUCUCGCUCAUGGUCAACGUGUGGAUCUUCUUCCGCAUCUCCGGCGGCCUGUUCAACCCGGCCGUCACGCUCGGCAUGGUCAUGGUCGGCGCCAUCCCGCCCAUCCGCGCCAUCUGCCUCUUCUUCGCGCAGAUCGGCGGCGGCAUCGCCGCCUCGGGCAUGGUCACCGGCCUCUUCCCCACCAAGCUGAACGUCCGCACGACGCUGGCGGGCGGCGCCAGCACCGCGCAGGGCGUCUUCAUCGAGGCCAUCCUGACGGCCGAGUUGGUCUUUACCAUCUUCAUGCUGGCCAAGGAAAAGCACAAGGCGACCUUCAUCGCACCCGUCGGCAUCGGGCUCGCUCUGUUCAUUGCCGAGAUGGUCGGUGUGUACUACACUGGCGGCUCCCUCAACCCGGCACGCAGCUUCGGGCCGUGUGUCGUGACGGGCGUCUUUGACAAGGAGCAUUGGAUCUACUGGGUUGGACCGAUGAUUGGCACGUUCAUCGCCGUCUUCUUCUACAAGUUCAUCAAGAUGCUCGAGUAUGAGAUGGCCAAUCCUGGACAGGAUGGCGAUGAUGAGAAUGACCCUACUCAGAAUGACGAGAAGAAGGCGGAGAUCAUGCAGAGAAGAGAGGCGAAGUAUGCAAGCUCUCGUUAG
This is a messenger RNA of Drepanopeziza brunnea f. sp. 'multigermtubi' MB_m1, 1704 nucleotides long. RefSeq lists its product as uncharacterized. Gene Ontology annotation, molecular function: water channel activity. The record is from RefSeq and is a predicted model, not a curated record. NCBI's taxonomy places the organism in Eukaryota, Fungi, Ascomycota, Leotiomycetes, Helotiales, Drepanopezizaceae. Gene Ontology annotation, cellular component: plasma membrane. Gene Ontology annotation, biological process: water transport; transmembrane transport.